Drosophila ficusphila is the source of this 889-nucleotide messenger RNA. RefSeq names its product ER membrane protein complex subunit 8/9 homolog (gene EMC8-9). Gene Ontology annotation, cellular component: EMC complex. NCBI's taxonomy places the organism in Eukaryota, Metazoa, Arthropoda, Insecta, Diptera, Drosophilidae. The transcript has 2 exons. The record is from RefSeq and is a predicted model, not a curated record. Bases 95 to 706 code for a protein of 203 amino acids.
AUUGGACAGGGGCGGAGCGGUCACACUGCGUAAUUGUCGAAUUCCAAUUCAUGUUUUUUAUUUGCCAAAUAAAUUGAGAUAAUAAUCAGAGAAAAUGUGCGACUACAAGAUUUCGGAGCGGGCCUACACUAAGUUGAUUUUCCACGCUGCCAAAUAUCCGCACCAGGCGGUGAACGGACUGUUGCUGGCCGAGAAGACCUCGAAGGGUUCCCAAGUGGAAAUUGUCGAUGCGAUCCCGCUCUUCCAUCAGUGUCUGCAUGUCACCCCCAUGGCAGAAGUGGCCCUCAUGCAGAUUGAUGCCUACGCAGAGCGCGAAGGACUGGUGAUUGGCGGCUAUUACGCGGCGCCAGAGAAUUUCUACGACAACCAGAUCGACAAAACCCCAGCUGCCAAGAUUGCCGAAAAGAUCCAAGAGAACUACAAGAAUGCCUGCUUUGCAGUGGUGGACAACAAGUUGGUAACACUGCAGCACGAUCGUGCCGCCAUCCAGGUUUACAGCUGCGCCGGUGACUCCGGAUCCCGGUGGUCAAAGGCCAAGUUCACGCUUUCACAGGCCACUCAAACACUGGAGGGUGUAUCACUACUCCUUAAACGCGGAGCUAUGCGCGAUUUGGUGGACUUCGAUAACCAUCUGGACAACCCAGAGAACGACUGGACCAAUGACUUCCUGAACCAGUCGCUCAACGAUCUGCAGAAACUUUACUAGUCGCCUGUUUUACCAACUUGUGUUUGUUUUAGUCUAGCAAAUUUGCAUUCGAGGGAUCACGCCGGAAUUUCAACCUUGCAAUUUAAUUUAUUGUAAUUACAUUUGGAUUUCAGUAAUCUUUAGAAUAAUGCAUAUAAGUUAAAUAACAUUCAACUAAUUAAUAAAUAAUCAAUUCUUUCAUCA